Molecule: messenger RNA, 1609 nt
Organism: Cydia fagiglandana
Lineage: Eukaryota; Metazoa; Arthropoda; Insecta; Lepidoptera; Tortricidae
Product: proton-coupled folate transporter-like
Exons: 7
Coding region: 1-1560 (519 amino acids)
Biological process (GO): transmembrane transport
Cellular component (GO): membrane
Molecular function (GO): transmembrane transporter activity
Source: RefSeq, a predicted model, not a curated record
AUGAAUAAAGCAAUAAACGAAAUAGAAGAACAUAAUAACGAAAUAAGUAAUAAAAAUGAGGCUAAUGAAACAUUACCUCUAAAAAAUUAUUCGGAAGAAAAUAAUGAAAUUGCGUCAACAGCAAAAGAAAAAUUGACGUUUAAAGAAAGACUGAAAUUGGUAAAAGACAACACAACAGUUGAACCAGUGAUGGCGUGCUAUGUAAUGCCAAGUGUAUUAGCUUCCUUAGCAAUGCAAAAUUUAAAUUUAGAGAAAGCUUGUCGUGUCAAUUUGAAUUUCACAGAUGAAAUAUGCGAUGCCUUGCAUUUACGGCAGACUGAAAACUACACUUUCUAUGAAGAUGAAGUCCAGAAGUUAACAGCAAGUCUGCAAGCUUGGAAGAAUGUGAUACAGACAGCUUUGCCUGUGCUAUUGAUCUUAUUCAUCGGUGCAUGGAGCGACAAAACUGGUAAAAGGAAACCAUGCAUGCUUUUGCCUAUAAUAGGCGAGUUUUUAUCUUGUUUAGGAUUUAUGGUCAACACUUACUACUUUUCUGAGUGGCCAGUGGAAGUGGGUGUGUUGACGGAGGCUAUAUUCCCUGCUAUCACUGGCGGAUGGUUUGCCAAUAUCAUAGGUGUUUUCAGCUAUAUAGGUGACAUAACAAAGGAAGAAAAUAGAACAUAUAGAGUAGGGAUUGCGAAUCUUUGCAUGUCGCUUGGUGUUCCUAUUGCUAAUGCGCUAAGUGGUAUAUUGUUAACUAGCGUAGGGUAUUAUGGAGUGUUCUCUAUAUCAGCAUCACUUUAUUUGUUUAGCCUCAUUUACGGAUACUACUAUUUGGAAGAAGUGAAAAAGGAUUUUAAUCAGCAGAAAAUGGAACCAAAAGGAUGUAUGGGACAUGUCACUGCAUUUUUCGACGUGAGAUCAGUCGCCGAAACAUUAAGAGUGGUAUCCAAGAGUGGACCUGGCAACAGACGGCUACGAGUCUGUUUUCUGCUUAUUGUCUUCUGUGUCGUAUGCGGUCCAAUCACGGGUGAAUAUACUGUAAUGUACCUGUUUACGAGGUAUAGAUUCAAAUGGGAUGAAAUGCAAUUCAGUAUUUGGUCGACAUACCGUGUUGUGACUCAUCUGCUAGGUACAAUAUUUUCUAUCAGCCUAUUUAGCAAGUAUAUGAAAUUGGAUGAUGCAAUUCUGGGCAUCAUAUCCAACGUGAGCUUUGUCGUGGCUGGAUUUGCUUAUGCGUUUGCUAGGAACGACUUGGAAAUAUAUUUAGCACCGCUUCUUGCGAUCCUGGACGGAACCUCGUUUAUUGCCAUGCGCUCAAUUGCUACAAAGCUCGUAAGUGGAGAAGAAUUCGGUAAAAUGAACUCUCUCUUCGGGCUCGCAGAAGCCACAAUGCCGCUGGUAUACGGGCCCCUAUAUUCCCGCGUGUACGUGGCCACUCUGAACAUUCUACCUGGCGCUGUAUUUAUACUGGGUGCUAUUCUUACGCUCCCUUCCAUCGCCAUAUUUGGAUGGCUGUACUUUGAACACAAGAAAGACAAGCAAAUGAAAAAUACGACCGACUUAGAGAAUAUUGAUUAACUUAUUUUCUCGUAAAAGUUGAGUGUUUUUAAAAUAAAAACAAUUGCUC